This is a messenger RNA of Neurospora hispaniola, 1338 nucleotides long. RefSeq lists its product as uncharacterized. Lineage: Eukaryota; Fungi; Ascomycota; Sordariomycetes; Sordariales; Sordariaceae. The transcript has a single exon. The coding region runs from base 331 to 1089 and encodes 252 amino acids. The record is from RefSeq and is a predicted model, not a curated record.
GGACCGAUCGGCACUAUCCCAUAUUAAUUUCCAGUCCCAGAUUUUUGCCCCCCUCUCCUUAUAGGGAGAGGGGGGAAGAGCCUUGGCGCCCAGCCAGAAGGAACCCACCACCCUCAAGUAAUUUACCCAUUCCAAUCCCUGCGAAGACGGAAAGUUCACGCGGGGCGCAACCGCAAAACCCCAGAAAUGUUUUUGAAAGUAAACACAAACAACAAACUGAAGCUUUGACAAGGUCACUUGACCGCUGCCUUUCUUCUCCCCAGACCUCGACAAUCGACACCAGAAUCGCAACAGUAGUCGAAGAAAAAAAACAAGGCGAUCAAGUCGACAAUGUCGGCAGAAGCAGUCGAGACGGGUCCUGCCACGCAACAACGCAAGAAGCCGAUUCGAACAUAUGGGAGGCGGUCUGCCGCCGCCGCCGCCAAAGAACGCGCAAAACCCUCGACGCCGCGACAGCUGAGUCCCCAAGAUACGCCAGCACCACAGCUACCGCCGCCCAACUUGGCUGCUACCGUUCCUCCGUCUGUCGAAUGCUGCCCGAAACCCAACGCGCCCAAGUCUGGCUCGAUCCUGUCUUUCUUCAAGGCAAAGCCCAAGACACCCGCACCCAGUACCAGUAAAGCGACUACACCCGCACCACCUGCCUCCGACGAGUUGAUAUCGACACCUCCGUCACCACCGCCUUCUGGCUCCGGACAGAGAAAGCGCCGCAGACUAACGACCCGUCCGACCUUUGACGAUGAUGUCGCUGGCGAUUAUCAAGCAGGCAAAAGAAGGAAAGAAAGUGGGGACGAGACAUCAGAAGCGAGAGAUGGGACACCAAUCAACACAGCUUCAGCUUCUAUAACCGAGACCGAUGCGACAGUAAUAACCACCUCGAAACAGCUUGUUAUCCAAAAGAAACGCACAGCCAAGACCCCGACGAAGGAAAUGGUGCAGACCACGUUAAGUCUCGCAAUUGGCGAGCCCCGGCCCCAGUUCAUUGUUUGCAAGGAAUGCAGCAUGCUCUACAACCAUCUUAAUGACAAAGACCGGAAAGACCACAAGAGGGUACACGUGGCUCAUAUCCGGACCAACUUAAGGAAGUAGAAUAGUAGAUCUGUCAAUGAUAUUUGUCAGAUCUCGCGGCACCCUUUGGAGUUUGGAUAAUCUGCCGAUCUCGAAUUGGCUACACGAUGAAACUCCUGCAAAGAAACAGUUCACCCAUCGCGCAUAACCACUUUGGGGCGGUUGCAUCAUUUGCUUCAGGAAUCUUGGCUGUGUUUUUGUUUGUCAAGACCUUUGGGGAAACUAUAAAUGAUCGUAAUGGUUCCGGCUGGACAGUCCUCGGUAAUAGGA